AUGGAAGGUAGAGACCUAUUAUGGAGAUACACACAGAAAGCACUACCAAAAAUAUACAACAUGCCAUGCCAACAGUAUGGGGAAGAUGAGACUUCAGAACAUAUAUUCUUCAACUGCAAAGCCCACAUCAAAAACACACAAGAAAUCUUCAACUACACAUUAACCAAGUGUGGACACACCUGGAAUGUUAAGAUUUUAAACCAUCUACAAAUUGCACUAAUAUCCAAUUUAAUAGCUAUUAUAUUCGAAAAAAUUUGGCACAAAAGAAACAAACUCAUCCACGAUGAAAUAGAAAUAGUAAUUCAUAGACAACAAGUCAUACGUGAACUAAUUAAAACACAAAGAGUUGCAUGGGAUAGGACACAAGCGGUUAUAAACAAAACAUUAAGAAUCAAAUCAAAGCAAUGGCCAGAAGAACAAAAUAAAUUAGACUCAUUAAUCUCUAAAUUUGAUAUUUAUUCAAACUCUGUAUUCAUAAAAACUCAAUUAUCAAUUUACAUAUUACAAAAACCGAUUAACAUAAUUAUAAAAAUCUAA
This is a messenger RNA of Dictyostelium discoideum AX4, 537 nucleotides long. RefSeq lists its product as hypothetical. NCBI's taxonomy places the organism in Eukaryota, Evosea, Eumycetozoa, Dictyosteliales, Dictyosteliaceae. The record is from RefSeq and is a predicted model, not a curated record. The transcript has 2 exons. Bases 1 to 537 code for a protein of 178 amino acids.